This is a messenger RNA of Fusarium coffeatum, 1629 nucleotides long. RefSeq lists its product as uncharacterized. Lineage: Eukaryota; Fungi; Ascomycota; Sordariomycetes; Hypocreales; Nectriaceae. The record is from RefSeq and is a predicted model, not a curated record. The transcript is spliced from 3 exons. Gene Ontology annotation, molecular function: monooxygenase activity; iron ion binding; heme binding. The coding region runs from base 1 to 1629 and encodes 542 amino acids.
AUGCACAGCGGCUUGGUUGAAACUCUUCUCAGCGCUCUCGCAGCACAUUGGGCGCUGGCACUUACAGCAGUCACCCUUGCGUGGCUCGUGAGAAACAGAUAUCAUCAUGGUCUGAAUAAAUAUCCUGGACCUUUUCUGGCUUCUAUAACAGAUUGGUGGAGGUUCUGGGAUGUUUAUGGCCAGAGACCUGAGGUUACACUGAGAAAACUCCAUGCCAAGCAUGGCGAUAUUGUUCGGAUAGGACCUAACACUCUAUCCUUUUCGGAUCCUGCUGUUCUUAAGCAGAUCUAUGGUCUUAGCAAGGGAUAUGUCAAGUCCGACUUUUACAUCGUUCAGCAAUCAGUGGUGAAAGGCCACCGUCUAGCAUCCCUCUUCAGCACAACAGACAAUGACUUCCACUCCUCAUUCCGCCGCAGUGUCAACUCUGCCUUUUCCAUGAGCGCCCUUGUCCAGUACGAGCCUUUUGUGGACAACACCACCAAGCUCUUCCUCGAACAGACAGAAAACCUCUUCGCUAAGAAAUCUGAUGUUUGUGACUUUACCCAAUGGCUACAGUUCUACGCUUUCGAUGUCAUUGGCGAGAUCACUUACAGCAAGCGCCAUGGCUUUAUUGAGAAGAAUGAAGAUGUUGAGGGUAUCGUUGCGUACCUGUCCAAGCUCUUCCUCUACGUUGCACCCGUCGGUCAGAUCCCCUUCCUUGAUCUUCUAUUCCUCAAGAACCCCCUUUACCUCAAGCUUUCUCAGUGGGGUCUUUUCGACUCUACUUUCCCUGUUGCACGAUUUGCCCGCGCUCGCAUGGCUGAACGUCUCAUUCCUGAGCUCCACGCCAAUGAUGCCUUGCCCACUAGCAACAUCAAGAAACAGCCUCUCGGUCAAGAUUUGCUGUCCAAGUUCAUCGCUGCUCGCGAAGCUCGUCCUGAUUUCAUGACCGAUACUCUCGUACAGACUAUGGCCGUCUCUAUGGCCUUUGCUGGUUCGGAGACUACUGCCAUUACAUUGUCUGCUGUUUUCUACUACCUUCUUCGAAACCCUGCUUGCUACGAGAAGCUCAAGAAGGAACUUGACGAUGCUGCCAAGUCCGGUGCCUUCUCUGACUACGAAUCCGGUCUUGUCACUUUCGCCGAAGCUCAGAAAUUCCCUUACCUUCACGCUUGUGUCCAAGAAGCUUUCCGCAUGCAUCCCGCCCCUGGUCUUCCCCUCGAACGAAUUGUCCCUCCUCAAGGUGCAGAGAUUAACGGUGAGUUUGUCAAGGGCGGCACCAUUGUUGGUGUCUCUGCCUGGUUGAUCCACCACCGCGAGGAGAUCUUCGGCCCUGACACCGAUACUUACCGUCCUGAGCGUUGGCUUCCCGACCCUAGCCUCAACCCUGAGGAUGAAGAUAAGCGUAUCAAGAAGAUGACCGGUAUGAUGUUUCAAUUUGGCAUGGGUAGCCGAACAUGCAUCGGCAAGAACAUUAGUCUGUUGGAAAUUUACAAGGUUGUGCCAAGUCUUCUGCGAAGAUUUGAGAUCGGCUUUGACGACCCCAGCAAGGAAUGGAAGAUUAUCAACGCAUGGUUCGUCAAGCAGACUGAUUUUAAUGUGAGAUUCACCAGAAGGGAACUGGUACAGCCAGAAUUCUCCGAAAAGUAA